UUGGCGUCCGUCACGCGACGUCGCCUUCCUCCUCCUCCGCUGCCGCCGCCUGCCGCGGCUGCUGCCGGGUUCGCCUCACGGCUGCUGCCGCUGUGCGCAGCGGCCAUGUGGGGCUCGUUGCUGCUGCUGCUGCAGAGCCUCUCUGUCAUCCCUCUCGCGGCCUCGGAGUUACAGAGGAGCCCUCCCGCGGCUGACGACGAUGUCCGCGCAGACGUGAGGAUGGAGCUGCGUCUGGGAGUGAACCGCGUGGAGCGUCUCUCCGCCAACGAGACGCUGCUGCUGUCCCUGGAGGCGCUGCCCAACUCUGCGAGCUUCGUCACCUUCCAGGCACACAAGCGGGACGGCGGCGUUACCGUCGCCUUCUCCAGGGCCCUCAGGAGAGGAAACUCGUACACUGGCACGGACGCAGGGCUGCUGUUUUCACUUCAUCCCCGGGACAGCCGACUGCUGUGGUACAUGUACACGGGGGCCCAAGCCAACGCCACAGCCAGCCUUCUGGCGCUGGCCUAUUCAGCCAGUGACCCUGUGCCGGGCGGCUGUACCUGGAGUACGACAUGGAGGUGGACCCCAACCUCCGUCUGAGCUACAACCUCUACGAGACGGUGCUGGAAUUUGCUCCGGCCAACCUCGGUUACCCACGGGGUUCUGCGCCACCAGCCUGCGACCAGGACAAGGGCCCCGACUCUCGCUGGCGCCUGCAGUACGACGUCUACCAGACCUUCCUCGACGAGGGCGACCUGGGGGUGGACUCCCUCCUGAGCGCCCUGCGCCGCUUGUCCACCGCCGGCGGCUGCGAGGCGUACGGCUCCAAGAUGCGGACGCUGAGCUCGUCGGAGAAGCCACGCCUGGUGCAGACGUCGUACCCGGCCAGGGCGUGGC
This is a messenger RNA of Lethenteron reissneri (Far Eastern brook lamprey), 879 nucleotides long. RefSeq names its product transmembrane 7 superfamily member 3-like. NCBI's taxonomy places the organism in Eukaryota, Metazoa, Chordata, Hyperoartia, Petromyzontiformes, Petromyzontidae. Gene Ontology annotation, biological process: negative regulation of programmed cell death. Gene Ontology annotation, cellular component: plasma membrane. The record is from RefSeq and is a predicted model, not a curated record.